GAUCUUACUGAGAUAAGAACCAUCAAAGCUAUAUCUCUAGUGUUUGGAUGUUAGUGUUCAUUACUGAUUCCCCCAGCCGAGAUGCACUUUUGUUUUCUUCUCUGUGACCCUAUGUGUUAGUGUUUCUUCAUCUCUCUCUCUCUCUCUCUCACACACAUAUAUUGUCACUGUGAACUUGCAAUUGCUCUCUAUCUAUCUAUCCAUCAACAAUAGGUAUGUACUUGAAGCUCUCAACUUCCUAUUCACCUAAAGGUUCCCAUCAGUUCCCUUUCUUUGCUUCUAUUUCUUUUUGUACUGCAAUGAAUGGAGUUUCCUCAUUCUUGAUUGACAUCCCACUUCAACUUCUCAAUCUCUUGUCAUCUCUACUUGGUCCUCGCAGUCAAUAGUGAGCUUUGGAAUCUCAAGUUCUACACCCUAUUCAUUCUUUUCAGUUCCAUCAUCUCUCUCUCUCUCUCUCUGUGUGGUAGUUCUUCAAUACCUAAAUCCAAGAAUUUUAAUUCAAUCAAAGCCCAUCAAUUUUUUUGUACUUUUGGUUUAAUUUUGUAUGUUUAUAAUGAAGGAUGAUGAAAUGGCCAUCCCUCACUUGUUUAGAUGCCCAAUUACUCUGGACUUGUUUACAGAUCCAGUCACUCUCUGCACAGGCCAGACUUAUGAUCGUUCCAGUAUAGAGAAAUGGAUUGCAGCUGGGAAUCUCACAUGUCCUGUCACAAUGCAGAAGCUUCACGAUCCAUCCAUGGUUCCCAAUCACACUCUUCGCCAUCUCAUCGAUCAGUGGCUUCACAUGGGCUACAGGUUCGAUCCUGAUCUCAUAAAGAUCAUAGAUCCUGACCUUUCCUUGGCUACUCUGAAGCAUAACCUUGAAUCCCAACAAGCUACCAUGACAACCAAGCUCGAAACAUUAGAGAAGAUCAAAAUCGUUUCCGAAGAAUUGCCGCUGCAAAGGUGUGGGUUGAUUCAAUUAGGCUUCUUCCAAGUACUACUUCAUCUGUUGUUCGGUAAUGGCAGUUCCCCUAUAGCCAACCUCAAAGAAGAAGAGUUAAAGAUAGCCGAGCUAGCUCUUACUUGUGUCCUCAAAUUGUUGCCUUUCAGCGAUUUGCGUUCUCUAGAUAUGCUUAAACAAGAUUCCAGUUUAGUAUUCUUUCUGGUUUUAUUACAACAGGGCACUUCCAAAGUCAAGACUAGCUUGUGCUAUCUGAUUGAGGAAAUUGCAACCUCUUCAGAAACCAAAGAUCUUUGUGAGAUGCUGGGACAAAACCCAAGAUUCCUGCAAGAACUAAUUGCUCUUCUAAAUCCGAAUGUGGGAGCCUCUGAUGCGGGAAUUAAAGCUAUAUCUGUGCUAUGUUGUUCAGAAUUGAUUCAAGAAAGUUUUGUUUCCGAAGGUCUGAUCGAUGGUCUCUUGGCUUACAUUUCCACAGUUAACAGAGGCCAAGCAUCAAUGGCAUUGGCCACUCUUGAACUCCUACUGGGUCUAGAGAAUGCUAGAAAGGCAGUGAUCAAAAACCCAAAUGCGGUUCACAUCCUAGUUAAGAUGAUUUUCAGAGUAUCUGAUCAUGAAGGCAGUGAAAGUGCGGUUAGCUCACUCCUGAUUGUAUGUUAUGAGUCUCUGAAGCUGAGGGAAGAAGCAAUUUCUGCAGGAGUAUUGACACAGCUCCUCUUACUUCUUCAGAGUCAAUGUAGUUGCAGGGCCAAAAACAAGGCAAGGGUGCUGCUUAAGCUGCUUAGAUCCAUGUGGGUUGAGGACCCAAAUGUUUGUAAACUUCAAUAUGGUCUGGUUGAUGCCUGAAUUGGAUCUCUUUUCAUUA
Telopea speciosissima is the source of this 1802-nucleotide messenger RNA. Its product is annotated as U-box domain-containing protein 26-like. NCBI's taxonomy places the organism in Eukaryota, Viridiplantae, Streptophyta, Magnoliopsida, Proteales, Proteaceae. The coding region runs from base 545 to 1783 and encodes 412 amino acids. Gene Ontology annotation, molecular function: ubiquitin protein ligase activity. Gene Ontology annotation, biological process: protein ubiquitination. The record is from RefSeq and is a predicted model, not a curated record. The transcript has a single exon.